Schizosaccharomyces cryophilus OY26 is the source of this 3106-nucleotide messenger RNA. RefSeq names its product ubiquitin-protein ligase E3. The transcript has 3 exons. The record is from RefSeq and is a predicted model, not a curated record. The coding region runs from base 173 to 2881 and encodes 902 amino acids. Gene Ontology annotation, molecular function: protein-macromolecule adaptor activity. Gene Ontology annotation, biological process: intracellular protein transport; vacuole organization; endosome organization. NCBI's taxonomy places the organism in Eukaryota, Fungi, Ascomycota, Schizosaccharomycetes, Schizosaccharomycetales, Schizosaccharomycetaceae. Gene Ontology annotation, cellular component: HOPS complex; endosome.
CAUCUCACUCCUGUAUUUCUAUCAUUUUAAUUCGACUGGUAUAAGGGGUAUAACUGACUGUUAAAAUCUACGUUUUUAUUUUUUCUUUUUGUUUAACGAAUUAAACUAUUGUACAUUCUUCAUUAGGACCGGUAAUUUCCAAAAUUAUUUAUACACUGCCCAUUUAUGAAAGAUGAGUAUAGCAGAAGAUUGGGUAGAUCCUGCGUCUUCUGAGAAUACAGAUUUACGCAAAGAUUUUUAUUAUGAAGGGAAUGAACUAAACAAUGAACGAAGGGGCUUAUUCUCUAUCGAAAAAGUUCAACUGCAAUUUCCUGUUUCAAUACGUUGUUUGGCUGUCGAGAAUAAUAUUUUAGUCAUGGCUCUUACAAGCGACAAGCUAAUGAUUGUUGAUUUAGAGAAACCAGAAGAAAUUGUGGACAUCGAGCUUCCGAAGAAAGCUUUGGCUCUUGGACUGACCUAUAAGAUAUUCUUAGAUCCUUCUGGACAGUAUAUUUUUGUCACAACAACGGCUGGUGAUAAUUGCCUUUUUACUCCUUCCCGACAAGGCCGAGUUUUGACGAAGCUGAAAGGCCAUACGAUCGAAUCUAUGAUGUGGAGAUUUGGCGAAAAUGGUAAUCUAGAGCUUUUACUUGCUUCUAGGUCUGGAGCUAUACUUGAUCUUAUGUUGAGUUUGGAUGCAACAAAUGUGAAACGCCUUGAAAAGUCUAUGAAUACCGUUUAUUCUUUUCCAUAUCCAGAAACACCGUUAGAUAUGUUAUUGGCAAAUCAAGAAAACAUGGGAGAAGGCUACCUUGUUGUUGCUACUAAUCAACGUCUUUUGAAGUUUUCGAAAGGGCAUAUUUCCAGUAUGGACCAGCUCUAUUUUUUUUCUUUUUUUCAAGGGGAUAUCGAUGAAUUAUAUCGUAUAUUCGACAAUGAAUCUGUUGAAUGUGUUUCACAUUCUCCAUAUCCGCAAAUCUCUGCUGAGCCCUACACAAUUGCUUUAAAAACGAAUAAAAGGAUUGUGUAUUAUGAUUUGAUAAAUGUAACCUUCGAUGUGAUCCAGGAAUAUCAGUUUGUUGAAUCACCGCGCCUUUCGGUGCCAACUAUGGAGAUGAAUUUGCUGCUCACGCCGUUCCAUACAGCUGUCUUUGAUUUGGAUACUUUAUAUAUAUUCAACAGAGUUAGUCAAAAGGAAGUUUAUCAACAAAAAAUUACCCUUUCCCCUCAUGAAGAAAUAUUGGGACUCUCUUGUGAUCAUGAAAAAAAUACAUAUUGGUUAUACACAACAGAUAGUCUUCACGAACUGGUGGUUAAUAAUGAAUUGGAUGAUGUCGCUAUAGUUUUUUUACAAAAGGCGGAAUAUCUAAAGGCUUUGGCAUGUGCUAAUACUCCGAAAGUGCGAAAUUCUGUUUUAGAUGGUUAUGCUGAUCAUUUGAUGAAAAUAGGCGAUUACGAAAAGGCCGCUACUUUUUUCGCUGAAACUUACAGAUCUGUGGAAGAAGUUGCUUUGAGCUUCAUAGAAAUUGGACAAAAAGAUGUUCUGAGGCAGUAUUUAUGGAAAAAGGUAAAGUCUUAUAAGCCAUCUAUGAAGUCCCAGCGAGAAAUAAUAGUAAACUGGCUUUUGGAAUCUUUAUUAGGAAGAUUAAAUGAUCUAGAUGAAGAAGAAAGGCUUGAGUUGUUUCCCGAUGCUAUAAUUGAAAAGCGUCAACAGGUUCUGCUUGAAUUUUCAAGGCUCUUAUCGCAGUACAAAGAUGGAAUUAAUAGAGAACUUGCAUAUAACCUUGCCAAUAAUUAUGGAAAAGAAGAGCAGUUGCUGCAAAUUGCAACAGUGAUGAAAGAUCAGUCCUAUAUCAUGCAUUAUUGGGUGCAACGAGAAAACUAUGAUAAAGCCCUAGAAACAUUAAAUGAAGGUGUGGAUCAAGGAACCCUUAUUCAGCAUGCAACCGCUUUAUUAACCCAUCGGCCGAUGGAAACUGUCAGUAUAUGGGAGCGGCAGGCAGAUAUGGACGUUCAUGCUUUGAUACCGUCUUUGCUAAGUUAUAAUCAACGUGCUCGUGUCUCUGUUGAAGAAAAUGCAGCAAUUCGUUACUUAAAAUUCGUAACUGGGGUUUUAGGUUGCGCGGAGCCAUCCAUACAUAAUACACUGUUUUGCAUUUAUGCCUGUCAUUCUAGCUCAAAUGAGUCUUACCUCAUGAAUUAUAUAGAACAGCAAGGUGAUCAUCCUUUAUAUGACAUGGAUCUUGGGAUUCGACUUUGUUUGCAGUUCAAUUGUCGCAGAAGUGCUGUUAAAAUUCUGGUGUUAUUGAAACUGUACAGUCAGGGUGUUGAACUGGCUUUGGAAGAAAAGGAUUAUGAACUAGCUGCUUCCGUCGCAAAUAUGCCUGAAGAUGACUUGGUGUUGAAAAAAAGUCUUUGGCAAGCCAUUACGAAGGCGAUGUUUGCUACUACGGAAAAUAUAAAGGAGUCAAUAAAGUUUUUAGAACAAUCCAACGUUCUUCCACUUACGGAACUAAUUCGACUUUUACCAGAAAAAAUCACCCUGGACGAUUUACGAGAUAAUAUAUGUGACGAACUGGAAAGUUGUCGAGAGCAAAUCGAGCAACUUGGCGUUGAGAUUGAACAAGCCACGGAAGUUGCAGAAGCUGUACGUACGAAUUCCGAUGACCUAAAAAACAGAUAUAUUGUGCUUGACCAUAACGAGCCAUGCUGGCAUUGUCAUCAGCUGCUAUUUUCCGAGUCUUUUGUUUUAUUCCCAUGUCAACAUACGUUCCAUAGACAAUGUAUGCUUAAGCAUAGACUUACCAGUGUUCCUGAAAAGGAUAUUUUAAAAGAGUGUCAACUAUGCGGCCCUUCAUAUACCGUCCGGCUAUUAGAUGAACCAUUCCCUGACACAUUUUGAUUGCUAUUCUCUAUAAAAAAUGGUUAGCGAUGCUGUAUUUAUUUAAAGCAUCUUUUUUUGUUUCUUAUUUGAAAUGUAUUCUCUGGUUUCGGUAAAGGUCCUGGAACCACAGAAGAAACAUUCUCCUCAACGUUCUUUUGAUGAGUACAAUAAUAAUGAAUAGUCAUGCGUUAGUUACUUUUAGAUGUGUCUUAAUGAAUUAUCUUAUUAAAAAAAUAUAUUAAC